This is a messenger RNA of Fusarium verticillioides 7600, 2604 nucleotides long. Its product is annotated as serine/threonine protein kinase. Gene Ontology annotation, biological process: protein phosphorylation. The record is from RefSeq and is a predicted model, not a curated record. NCBI's taxonomy places the organism in Eukaryota, Fungi, Ascomycota, Sordariomycetes, Hypocreales, Nectriaceae. The transcript is spliced from 2 exons. Gene Ontology annotation, molecular function: ATP binding; protein kinase activity. The coding region runs from base 1 to 2604 and encodes 867 amino acids.
AUGGCCAUCUUGAUCUCAAACAGAGACGAAGGUUACAUCUUGGAAUUUAUCUUCCGUCGGGAUACUGAUGAAAGAAUUCCCUAUACUGAUUCGAGCCUCGACUAUCUGCCCGAGAUUGUCCGCAAGAACUUUAUAGACAAACAGUGGCAGUUCAACCCAAUUAACCUUCAGCGCGGCCAAGUCCAUCUCGAAAUCCAGGAUGAUGCAGUAUUGCCUGUUUUAUCAGAAGAAGAGGUCGGCAAAGGUGCCUUCGGAAUAGUUUGGAAAACUGGCCUAGAUGCUAAUUGCCAAACGCUCAUACAAACACAUACCGCAAAGGAGGUUUUUAUAGCUCGGAAGGAACAAGAAAGGGAUAUGUCCAGAUCCCCAGAGAGGGUGAUUCUUGACCUUGUUCAAAACCUGAAGCAUCCAAACAUAGUAGAAUUUCUAGGUUCUUACACCUAUCGCAGAUCUUUCAAUCUUCUCUUCCGACUAGCUACACAGGAUCUCAAAGCCUUCCUGCAUCAGGAAAAUUCGUCCAUUAUGGCGCCUCAUGCUAUUUACCGGAACAUGUUUGGAGUAGCAGAGGCCCUCAGUCAGAUCCAUAACUUUUCCCUGCAGGAUGAUCUAGGAAACAUCAGCAGAAUUGGCUACCAUCAUGAUCUGAGACCAGCUAAUAUUCUUGUCGACAUUGACCGGAAACUCUUUAUGCUUUCUGACUUUGGGUUAUCUAGAAUGAAGUCCGAUGAUGAGACUUCAAAGACCAAGCUCCAUGGCGGGCAAGAUGACUACCUGGGGCCCGAAGCAUUCGAUUACCAAGCCUGUGUAAACGGGGACGUUAGGCGAUCACUGGACGUGUGGGCUUUUGGCUGCAUCCUUUCAGAGAUCGCGACCUUCCUAGAGGGGAAAAGUGUCAAAGACUUUCGGGAAAAGAGACGGGCUACUCACGAUGGACUAUUCCCGAUGACAGACCAUUCUUUUCAUCUAAACAAAGGAAUUCGGCCAGCGGUGGUAGAAUGGCUAUCUGUACUUGCCACGGCCCCACGCGAUCCUUUGAUGGUUCAAUUGGUCAGCCAGAUUCGAGAAAUCAUGGAUCCUCACGCCUCCAGAAGGCCCAGAAUGUCAGACGUGGCACUAAAUCUCAGAAAUCUUGCUCUGCAUUCGAGUGUGGCGGCCGUUGACAAUUGCUUCAGGGAUUUAAUGUCUCCGGAUUCACGAGGCUUGACUGCAAAGCACCGCAUUUUGCAUGUCAUUGAGUAUAAACGGUUCGAGGCUUGGUGGUCUGUGUAUGCCAGCCUGCAUCAGGCCGUUGGGAGGGAAAUCAGUGGAGAUUUGUUACGCUAUGUAACAGAACUCUACGAAGCGUUAAAUAGGGGUCGUGAUGCUGGCAUGAGUCAGAGUAUGGAAGGCCUUCCGUAUGAUUGCCUACAUGCUAUCGACCAGCUUUGCAAACCUCUGCCGAAAACCUCGUCCGAUGAAUGCCAGGCAAGAUGGAUCCAGAAUGUUUGCGAGAUAGAAGAUCUCGAUACACUUCAACAGAUUCGUGCCAUGGCCAUGCCGGUGCGGUAUCGGUGGGUGGGAGUCGGCGCAGCCAUGAGGCACAUGUCCAUGGCAAUAUCCGCUUCUAUUCAGUAUGGGCAAAAGAGCCGUUACAUGGAUGCUGGACUUAUUGAGGUUGGCGAGUCUGAUUCUCAGCUGGUUCAUGAAUCAAAAACAACAGGAUACUUGACUCGCGACGGCCUUACUGAGACUGUCCUGAUUGAGUGGAAAACAUACGACGCGUCUUGGAAGGGCCAUGAGAUGAGGCUUGGCAAGAUUAUGGAUGAUUUAGUCAAUCUGUUAGACCCAGAUGUUACCCCACGACUGGGAACCGCACAGCAUCGAAUCCCUAACUGCCUUGGCUACUUUCACCAGCCUCAUAACUACCGUUUUGGGUUCAUCUACACAAUUGAAGCUCAGAGGAUGAGACAUGACCAUCGCUUGGUCUCUCUGAAUAGCUUCUUGCAAGUGAUGACCGAACAGAACAAUGGCGACUAUGAACAGACAGAUCUUGGCGAUUAUUUCCUACUUGCUAAAGAACUGGCGGUAUGUUUAUUCGCGGUCCAUCAGGCCGGGUGGCUACACAAGAACCUCUCAUCUCAUCACAUGCUGUUCUUCUGCCCAGAUAUAGCUUCUGCCAGCCGCCACAUCAAGUUUGCAUUUCUCACCGGAUUCAAUGACAGCCGUCCUGAAGCGACAAGCUUCACACUUGGCCCAAAGGCAGAGCACAGGCUGUUUCAACAUCCAGACUACUUGCCUGGUGUUCCUUUCCGGCGAACGUUUGACUACUACGGCCUAGGAAUUGUGCUGCUGGAAUUAGGCAUGGGCGUGAGAGUUUACGAUAUGAAGGAGUCUUGCCCAGAUAUAGCUGUAGGUCAUGGUUUCCAUAUGAAGUUGCUUGAGUCCUAUGUACCACAGCUGGGUCCACUGAUGGGGGCAAGAUACAGAGAUGCCGUGAGAUUUUGCCUGGACGCAGAGAGAAUUAUUUCUGAAGACAGAGGGCGAUUUGGACCCGUCGAUGAAAGAGACAUUCAGAGGAUGUUUCAAGAGAAUGUAGUGGAAUUGCUGGCUGGUUGUGAGGCUUAA